This is a messenger RNA of Hypanus sabinus (Atlantic stingray), 4925 nucleotides long. Its product is annotated as B-cell receptor CD22-like. Bases 247 to 3462 code for a protein of 1071 amino acids. NCBI's taxonomy places the organism in Eukaryota, Metazoa, Chordata, Chondrichthyes, Myliobatiformes, Dasyatidae. The record is from RefSeq and is a predicted model, not a curated record. The transcript has 16 exons.
CAGCCCUUCUGUCAUCUCACUGCCACACUGCCUUCCAGCUCAGCCACACGUCUCUGUGACUCUAACCACCAGGAGUGGGGAUUUCCGAGAUUCCUCCCACACGGAGCAAGUACUCCCCACCUCACCUCCAAUCCACAGAACGCAUCCGGAUCCCACAGCAGGAUCAAAGCCAACAUUUCUCGGCUCCGUUUGCCCCAAUCGGAUCAGGAAGAGGUGAAUCCGAACUAAGGCUGCUGAUGCUUCAGAAUGAUGAUGAAAACCGUCCUAUUGAUGCUCCUCAGCAUCCCCCAGGGAGUUGUCUACUCAUGGUGGAAUGUCCGAACACCACAGAACAUCAUGGCCUCGGACGGUUCCUGUGUGCGGAUCCCCUGCAGCUUCGAUCAUCCAGCAAGCCAUCCGCUCACUGAGGUGAAGUGGUUGAAAGACAACAAGACUCAUGGGACCCUUGUCAUCAACUCCAAAAGGCAAUCAGACCCUCAGUUCCAGCAGAGAGCUCGCCUCUACCCACAGUGGGAAACUGAGAAAGACUGCAUGUUAACUAUUACUAAUGUGACCCGUAGGGAUGUGGGCCGGUACUACUUCAGAAUGGAGGACAGCAGUGGUGAGAAGUUUUCUGGACGAAAUGGAGUCCUGGUAAAUGUAUCAGUUGUGUCCAACUUGCCAAUGAUUUCCACACCCGAGGAGAUCACCGAGGGAGGGGCGGUGACGUUAACUUGCUCUGUGAGAUACGGCUGCCCAGGUCACCUGACAUGGACGGGUGCAGACGGAUUGGCUGAACAACCUUCAACAGAAGCUCAGAGCACGGACCUGAACGUCGAGUCAACCAGCCUCUCUCUGAGAUUUGUCGCUUCCUACCGGGACCACGGCAGGACGCUGAGCUGUGAGCAUUCGUCCUCACUGGGAAAACCUCCGUCCCAAACCAUCACCUUAAACGUGAAGUAUGCUCCCAGGUUUGCUCACCUCACCCUCUCUCCCUUCAAGACCAUCGGUUCCCAUGACUCUGUCACAUUGGAGUGUGUGGCCGGGGACAGUAACCCUCCAGUAACAGGAUACAGAUGGUAUCAGUCAAAUAGUGCAAGUUCCCAGACAUCAGGUCGAACAUAUCAGAUCUACAGAGCUUAUGAAGACACGGAGUACGGGUGUGAAGCCAUCAAUUCAGUAGGAAAAGCCGCCUCUGAGAGAACUAAACUGCCGGUGUAUGGGAGUAAUAACUGGGCAGUGUGGACCCCCCUCUCACUCCGUGCCCGGGAAGGGUCCUGUGUGAUCAUCCCCUGCCUGUUCCACAUUCCUGGAUUCAGAAGGAGAUACCCGACGGACGCUGGAAUCUGGUUCAAAGACCAGAAUUACAAAGGGACUCCAGUAUAUCACACUUCAAGUGGGAUCAGCGGGAAUUAUACAGGACGGGUCGAGUUCCUGGGAAACAUGCAGAGUGAAAACUGUUCAUUGAAGAUCGGGAAUUUAAAAGAAUCCGAUAGUGGGAAGUAUUAUUUCCGGAUGGAAGCAUCGGCUGGUAAAUGGUCGGAUCCAAUCGGUUUCACACUCCUGGUAUCUAGGAGUGCAGGGAGACCGGUGAUCGAGGUACCUGAGCGAGUGGUGGAGGGAGAAGCCGUAUCUCUGACCUGCUCUGUUCACACUUACUGCCCUGAGGACACUCCUGUGUUUGAGUGGCACCUCCCUGGUUUCAACGAUCCUCAGGUGACUGGGGAAGAAUCCCAGGUUUUCCAGGAUUACCACUGGAUUUAUUCCCACACUGUGGUGUACACACCAACGUCUGAGAAUUCCUGCCAGGCAGUGAAAUGUGCGGCCAACUUUGGAUCCGAGACACGAGAAACGGAGAUCUCACUGGAUGUGAAGAAUCCUCCUCGAAAUGUUACCAUCUCACUGUCAGUAAACGAGCGAACAGAUACUCAGAAUAUUAAGGAAGGGGACAGAGUUGUCCUCAAUUGUAACUCUGCCUCAGCUAACCCAGCAAUCAGUGAGUACACCUGGUACAAAGAUGGAACUCAAGUCUGGACAGAAAGGAGUAACAGCAUCCAGUUUCUAUCAAUAUCUCACACCAAUUACGGGACGUACAUCUGUCAGGCUUCCAAUGAAGUGGGCAGCAACCGGUCAGCGGAAUUCACAGUGACGGGCAAGGAUCCUCCUCGAAAUGUUACCAUCUCACUGUCAGUAAACGAGCGAACAGAUACUCAGAAUAUUAAGGAAGGGGACAGAGUUGUCCUCAAUUGUAACUCUGCCUCAGCUAACCCAGCAAUCAGUGAGUACACCUGGUACAAAGAUGGAACUCAAGUCUGGACAGAAAGGAGUAACAGCAUCCAGUUUCUAUCAAUAUCUCACACCAAUUACGGGACGUACAUCUGUCAGGCUUCCAAUGAAGUGGGCAGCAACCGGUCAGCGGAAUUCACAGUGACGGGCAAGGCUCGACCUCUGGGCGUUCACAUUGAGUACCACGUCAAUGGCGUACAGCUCAUAGCGCCAGCAACUAUGAGAGAGAAUGAUCAGCUGACUCUGACCUGUGUCAGCACCAAGAGUGACCCACCGGUCUCCAGUUACUCCUGGUUACUAAACGACUGGAGUAAGGUGAGCCAAAAUCAGGAGCUGCGGUUUGACAGGAUUAGCCGACAAGAGAACAGCAAGAGAUAUGAAUGUCAGGCUCAUAAUGAGAUUGGAACAGGAAGCUCGGAGACCAUCACCAUCCACGUACAGUACGCUCCCACCAACGUGAGAAUCACAACUCCCGCUGGUGCUCCUGUUGGUCAGUCCAUCACACUGUGGUGUGAAUCUGAUGCCAACCCAGAGCCAGACAACUACAGAUGGAGGAAGGAGUGUGGUUCUUCAUCAGUUUAUCUGCAAUGUUAUUCUCAGUAUUGUCAUCUGUGGAUUACAUGGGCGGACAUCUCCUGUGAUUAUUACUGCACUGUGAGGAAUUCCAUCGAUGAAAAGGAAUCUCCACCCAAACGCAUCAAUGUACAGUAUGAACCCAAAGAUGUGGAAGUCCUGUCCAAUGAUUCUGUGGUCGAGGGAUCACAGGUUACGUUACGAUGUGAGAGUGUCGGGAAUCCACCUGCAGACACCUACCAGUGGAAGAAGGUGUGUUCCGGGACGGAGAUGAGACUCGAAGGACCCACACGUGAGCUUCGGAUCCAGGUCUCAAUCGAGGAUGAGUCCUGUGACUAUUAUUGCAGAGCUGGGAAUGUGAUUGGAGGUCAGGAUUCCGAACCCAAAAGUUUCCACAUUCAGUCUCAGGGACGGCUAUCCAAGGCGUCAGUCAUUUCAACGGCUUUGAAAGGGGCUCUGUUUCUUUUCACCUCAGUGGCUCUGAUCUGUUUCCUUAAGAACCGCAGGAAUACCAGGAAACCAACAGAAAAAGCAGAAAGGCCUGUGUCAGAGCAUUUGUAUGAAAUGGUCUUGAUGAGUCGCGGGGGAGUCAAGGUGGAAGAAUCAAUGAAAGCUCCACAAUAAUCCAGACUCAGUGCCAGAGAUCCGGCUGCCACAGCUUGUCCCAGGUGAUCGUAUGUCUCCCAUUUCACAAUGCCGCCCUCUCCGUGAUGUCAGAACAACAAUCUUACACUCAGCCUCAGCAAGUCCAAGGAACUGACUGUGAACUUCAGGAAGGGGAAGUCGGGAGAACACACUCCAGUCCUCAUCCUGGGGUCAGCGGUGGAAAGGCUGAGCAGCUUCAAGUUCCUGGGCAUCAACAUCUCUGAGGAUCUGUUCUGGACCCAACAUGUUGAAGCAAUGAGGAAGGAGGUGACUACCGGCUCUAUUUCAUCCGGAGUCUGAGUACAUUACUCUGUGCAGCUACCCCAGGGGAGGGAUUGUGGAAGGAACUGUCAAUAUUUUGGGACUGACCGUGAAGGGGAGAGAGUAUUGAGGGUGAGUGGCAUGUUGGUGUAUUUGGUGGGAUGGUGGGAGAGGGUUUGGAUGAUAGGCGGAGUGAGCUGGAUAGGAGAGGGGGAGGCAAAUUCAAAGUCCGGAGGAAACUCAAGGAACACCACCUCAUAUUCUCCCCAUGCAUAUUCCAUCUACAGGUAACUCUAUCACCUUCCAAUCCCUCUCCCGUCCUAUUUUGUCCUCCUUCCCCUGACCCCCACAGCCUUCCUUCACCCAUCCACCCACCCGUUUCACUCCCUGACUCCGCUCCCUCCUCCCCAUCUAACACUGGUUCUGUUUGCCUUUCCCCUUCCCCCAAUGGUUCCCAUUAUCACCUUUAUUACUGAUCAGAUUCCAGCACCAGUGGAGAGAGUCUUGAAUGUUGCAGCUACUCUCAUGUUGUCUUGCAGAGAGUAUUCAAUUGCACUCCUGUGUCCGGUUGACAGUGGCUUUGGGAUCAGGAAGUGAGAGACUCACCACAGGGUAACAGUCCCAGACCAACCCCACCAUAUGUGGAUGGUCGAGAUGAGUGUCUGGUGAUCACCCCCAGAAUGUUCAGGGUACGGUAAGUGAUGAUGACAUCGCCUUGAACAUCCUGAGGGGCGUUGAAUGUGGGGCCAUCACUGAUGCAAGGGGUAGCAGGUCAGACUCUCUCUGGUUGUAGGUGGUCAUUUCCUGGCAUCACGUUGGACAAAUGCCACUUGCCACCUGACAGUUUUGGGGAACACUCGGGUGCCAUCCCUGUCCCGAAUGGGGUUGAAUAUCUAGGAUGCUUGGAGCUCAACUCAUCUCUCUAUAGACCGAUGGGGUGAGUUCUAAUCCACCUUCAGAUUCUCCUGAAUGGGCUUUUUGUACAAAGAACAGAUCUCCGAAAGUUCCUCUCCAUGGCCCUUCACUUUAUUGUCUGCUUGCACUGCACUUUCUCAGCAGCUGUAGCAUUUAUUCUGCAUUCUGUAAUUGUUUUUUCUUUAAUACUACCUUGAUGUUCUGAUGUAUGGAAUGAUCUGAAUGGCUGGCAUGUAAACGAAGCUUUUCACUGUAUCCUUGUACAA